Messenger RNA from Scophthalmus maximus (turbot), 4000 nucleotides. RefSeq names its product zinc finger protein 569-like. The transcript is spliced from 4 exons. NCBI's taxonomy places the organism in Eukaryota, Metazoa, Chordata, Actinopteri, Pleuronectiformes, Scophthalmidae. The record is from RefSeq and is a predicted model, not a curated record. The coding region runs from base 818 to 2272 and encodes 484 amino acids.
CUUUGCGAUCAGCAGUGUUGAAUCCAUUGGAAUCCAUUCUGUUUUGAAUGUGGAGUGUAGACUCUUGAAAACUGUGUUCAAGCAAUGCAAAACGAACUAGAGUUUUGCACAUGCGGCUCCAGUUGAUGCCCACUGUCGUUCAGCAAUGGAAAAAAAAACUGUAAUAAAAUAUUGGGAUGUAUUGUGUAGGAGUCACCUGUGGGGGUAGUACUGGGGUUGAGCAGUAGGUGGCGGUAAUGUCGCUGUGUACAAAUGCCGAGAGAAGAAGAAGCAGCUAGCUCCUGUGUUAACGGGCUAUGUUUUUAGCAUUGUGACAUGUGAACUUGACGUGUGUGCACUGCACAACGUGAAGGGUCUCCGGUGGACUGUGUAGCCUCCCGGCACCUGGCAGGCCCGGGGAGAGCAGCAGGCCCGUCCGCAGCGGGUGUCGUGCGGGCUAGCACGGCUCCUGUGUGAAUGACAGCGGCAGCUCAGCCAUCUCGGCUAACUCUGCUAACCGAGCAGUGGCUGACAGGGAGAGACAGAAAGGACAGAAACGGUCUCAGCGGGGUGACUGAUUGCCUGCUCAUCCGCCACCUCUACGAUCAUGUCUGCCAACUGUAACAAGAAAGAAGUUGAGGAUACAUGCAAAACAAAUCCAAUCUCCAACUUCAUUGUCCUGAGUGUCACAGCGGAAUCAGAUGCCAUCUCCUCUCCUGGCGAGAGCGAGGGAGCAUCUCAGGACACUGAGCUGUGUAGCAGUCGGGAUUAAUGAGUGAGCUUCAGGGCUCAUUUCUGCCUCACAAACACCGUCAUCCAGGUACUGUCACACCUCCGCAUGGCGAAGACGGCAAAGAUGGAGCUGCUGAGGGCGCUCAUCGCCGAGUGUUUGUCUGCAGCCGCCGAGCAGAUCUUCAAGAUAGCAGAGAGAACCAUGGCAGAGUAUGAAGAAGAAAUGUCCUGUUCACAGUGGGUAUUGGACAGCCACCGCAGACUGCUGGAUGUUGCCAAGUCACAUAGUAAAGACUAUCUCCAGAUGUCUGCCGCUGAUGGUCGGCAGCAGCUUCCUGCCAGUAUCAGUGUGAGCUGGGAGGAACCAGACAACAGCCACUCAGAGUCAACAGAAGACUGCGGCAACAGGAACACGCCUCCCCACGCCUCCCCUGCCAGUGACAAUGACCACGGUGAUCAGGAGAUACUGAUUAAGGAAGACAAUGACACAAAGCGGGAGUGUGAUGUGGACACGCCUUUGAAAGUGAAGAAACUGUUUAAAUGUGCCAUUUGCUUCAGUGGUUUUUCCUCCAAAAAGAUGAUGGUGCGGCACGUCAAGAAGCAUGUGGAGAGCAAUGCCUCGUCUUACCAGUGCCAGCUCUGUGACCGCUACUUUUGCCACAAGUCUGAAUUCAUUGUUCACGCCAGGAUACAUAAAGGCUCCCAACCACACGAGUGCCAAGACUGCGAGGAAAGCUUGGACCAGAGGGAGAGUCCGUUCAUUCACAGAGAGAAACACGCUGAGGAGAAACCAUACCGGCGUUUUAGUGACGAGGCGGAUGCAGAAGCUCUGCUAAAAUCAAUGACCCCUGCCGUGAAGAUGGAAGAAACGCCGGGACAGGAGGAAUCAGACAUGAAGACAUUCCCGCUCACUCUAACUCCCUAUGACAGAAGUGAGUUUGAGCAGGAAUCUCUACAGCCCCUGUGUCUGUACCAGAUCCAGACCGUUGCUGACAUAGACAUAGACUUCUCAGCUGCACUUCCCGUGCAACAAAUCAAAACUGAGCCAACCGAAGCUCACGAUGGAGUAUCAGACUCCGGCGAUCGGCCGCUCCUCUCCGUGAACCCAGGUGAGCACGGUGACGGUGGGACAGAGCCCAACCAUCCCAGCAUGAAGCACAUCCGGCCAAGGAGACCUUCGGGAAAAUCCAGCGAGCUCACGGCGCAGUUAGAAGCAGGAACGUCACCGAAACCCUACAAGUGCCCGUGCUGCGCCAAAUGUUUCUCCUCGACGAAGACUUUAAUAAGACACGUGAGGAUCCACUCGGAGGACAAACCUUAUCAGUGCCACUUUUGUGGGCGAAACUUCUGUCAGAAGUCGGAUCUCGUCAACCACACGAGGAUACACACAGGGGAGAGGCCCUAUCGGUGCCAAGAAUGUAGCAAGUCCUUCGCGCAGAAAGGCAACCUGGUGGUCCACAUGAGGAAACACACGGGGGAGAAACCGUACCGGUGCCAAGAGUGCAGCUGUAGCUUUGGCCAGAAGUCCACUUUAGACUGUCACAUGCAGAGACACAGAUAGGUGAAAGGGUUUGUUGCAAUGUUGGGACAUUACCUCAGUAAAAUGGGGCAGAGGGUUAGAAGGAAAGAUUGGGCUCGUUGCAGAGCAGGACAAUGCGGACACGCGUGUGUUGCUGUUUUUAAAUUCAUCCAAUACUUAAAUGAAGUUGUUUUAUGUGAUAACAUCGAUAUAAUAUAAUUUUGUCUUAGUUGUAAAUUGUCACAUCAUGUCUCAGAGUGUGAUGUGACACUUUUGUCAUUGUGGGACAUUUGAAGAAUACAACACUGCUGAAAAACUGCAACAAAAACAACAAAUAUUGGAGAGAAGCUCGAUGACGUUAAAGAGCUGAAGUGGAGUCAGAAGGUUGAUUAACAUUUGUGUCCUGCUGCCUUCAUAUGGCUGCAUGGAUUCACUGACCUGAAAGAGAAGCCUGUCGUACAGUAUAGAGCAGCUUAUGAAUCAAUGAAAACUACUUAACUGAUGGAACUAUGUCUGUAUUUUUAUGCUAUUAGUUUUGAAUGAAAGAAUCAUUAUGAUCAAACAUCCUCCCCCCGCACACACUCCGGAGGCUGCAGGUCAUCUUAUGCCCUUGUUGUCAAUAGUAACCAACAUGUCGCACCUAGACUAUCAUUAAUGUUGGAUUAGGCCAGGCUAUAGAAAGGGCAGUCUAAAUGUACACGUGGGCUUCCAUACAGUUGAACUUCACUGUUAAGAUCUGAAGAUCGUGCAAUGGAAUAAUUGAUGGAGUUGACGCUGAUUCAGGAAGACCGAGAUCGUUGAUGUCUCAAGCAGAAUGUAUUUAUUAUCAGAGCUAAAUAUUAAGGAGACUUCCUGGUUCGCUACACAGAUCAACAGGUCACAGUCAUCACGACUAUUGACACCCUGAGACGGCCUCAAGCUCCCCACCGACUAUCUCGGCUUGCCAUAGAUAAGAUGACCUUGCUUGGUGCCUGAGAACACUCAUUAGACAGUUUCCCAGGAGAGAAUAGGACAGAAAUUCCUCAACACCUCUGUGUGCACACGUGCUGCUGGGUGUAGCAUUGUGUGUGUAUAUGUGUGUGUGAGGGAGAAGGGACAGAGAGAGAGUGGGCUUGGUAAGCGAGUCUGAUUGAUUAAUGCGUUUGCACCCUAAUAAAAAUCUUCAGAGAUGAAAACAGCCACUUACCUGUCACUUAUGUCCAGUUCCCCAAGGCAUCCGAGUGCGUGAAUACACAUAGCAUGUUGGCCGACUGUUGCAGACUUACCGCAGAGCAAAAAACAUUUGAAUGAGUAUCAAAUGGUGCUGUUCGAGAUACGCAUCUAAAAUAUCUCUCUCCAGGCAAGUAUUCAGUCGGAUUGAUUACUUUUACUUGGAGAUUAAAAAAUACAAGUGUUAUGAUGCUAAGUGAUGAUACGAUACUGAAGGAAAAGGAGAUCGGGCUCCAGUGGGUUCCGGCCCAAUGUAACCACUGGGGCUGGGUAUCAAACCUCAUUACUUUUGGGGUACCACCCAAAGGCACCAGGGGUUAACCUGGUAUUUAUGAGGCAUGAGGCAAUUCCAUUGACUCCAUUUGGGACGAAAUUUCAAAGGCCGAUAUCUCAUAUAGCAUAGUACUAGGGAGAAGCCAGCACAUUUUUCAUUCGUAGUUUAUUAUAUUAAUUUAUCAGUAGAAUAGGUUAAGUACGGUGACAUGGAUGAUUAUUUGUACUAAAGUGCUUUAGUGACAUAUUUAAAAAAAAAAAAAAAAUCAUCCAUGUCACCUCCUGGGC